Messenger RNA from Cygnus atratus (black swan), 1143 nucleotides. It is a transcript of the gene HAPLN2, whose product is annotated as hyaluronan and proteoglycan link protein 2. The record is from RefSeq and is a predicted model, not a curated record. Gene Ontology annotation, molecular function: hyaluronic acid binding. Lineage: Eukaryota; Metazoa; Chordata; Aves; Anseriformes; Anatidae. The coding region runs from base 1 to 1143 and encodes 380 amino acids. The transcript has 5 exons. Gene Ontology annotation, biological process: cell adhesion.
AUGGCUGCGGAUGUCCCCACCGCGUCCUCUGGUCCCCAGCAAGGCCGGGGGCCGUCCCGCUGCACGUCCCUGAGCUCAUCACUCCCCCCGGGCACCCUCCUGCCCCCAGCUCCAAAGAUGCUCCGGCUUCUCCUGCUCAGCUCCCUCUGGCUCCUGGCAGCGUCCCCAGCCUCCAGCAUCUUCCAGCGGCCCACGGGGAGCCCGGCCGCCCCGCGCCUGCAGUACCUGCUGGAGCCCCUGCACGGCGCGGUGCACACGCAGCGCGGUGCCACCGCCACGCUGCCCUGCGUCCUCCGCGCCCUGCCCCGCAACUACCGGGUGAAGUGGAGCAAGGUGGAGCCAGCCAACUACGGGGAGAGCGUCAUCAUCAUCACCAACGGGCUGUACCACAAGAACUACGGGCCCCUCAGCCCCCGGGUGCGCCUGCGGCACAGCCACCGCUACGACGCCUCGCUCACCAUCACGGACGUGGCCUUGGAGGACGAGGGGCGCUACCGCUGCCAGCUGGUCAACGGGCUGGAGGACGAGAGCGUCUCGCUCACGCUGCACCUCGAGGGCGUCGUCUUCCCCUACCAGCCCAGCAACGGGCGCUACAAGUUCAACUACCACGAGGCCAAGCGUGCGUGCGAGCAGCAGGACGCCCGGCUGGCCACCUACCAGCAGCUCUACAAAGCCUGGACGGAGGGCUUGGACUGGUGCAACGCGGGCUGGGUCCUCGACGGCACCGUGCACUACCCCAUCAUCAACUCCCGCGAGCCGUGCGGCGGCCGCCUCCUCCUGCCCGGCGUCCGCACCUACGGGGCCAGGGACAAGCAGCGGGACCGCUUCGACGCCUUCUGCUUCACCUCGGCGCUGCAAGGCGAGGUCUACUUCAUCCGGGGCCACCUGAGCUUCAAGGAGGCCGGGCAGGCGUGCCGCAACCACGGGGCCGCCAUGGCCAAAGUGGGGCAGCUCUACGCCGCCUGGAAGUUUUCCGGGCUGGAUCGCUGCGACGGGGGGUGGCUGGCGGACGGCAGCGUGCGGUACCCCAUCACCACCCCCCGGCAGCGCUGCGGGGGGCUGCCCGAGCCCGGCGUGCGGAGCUUCGGCUUCCCCAGCAAGGAGCAGCGGACCUACGGCACCUACUGCUUCGCGGGGGCGUAG